Linnemannia hyalina is the source of this 801-nucleotide messenger RNA. The record is from the annotation of a GenBank genome assembly. NCBI's taxonomy places the organism in Eukaryota, Fungi, Mortierellomycota, Mortierellomycetes, Mortierellales, Mortierellaceae.
AUGAAAUUCAUAGCCACCACUAUCGUAUUGAAUUGUGCUUUCUUCAAGGCUAUAUCGGCCCUCCCUACCGGCCCAUUGAUGUUUCGCCAAGAUACGUGUCCCCUCAAUGUCCUUAGCUGCUCUAUUGGAUCCCCACGCGCAAAUACGUGUUGCGUGCCCAAAUACGGUCUAGUCGUUUUGGCCCAACAAUGGCAUCCAGAACUGGGACCUAUGAACGAGUUCACUUUGCAUGGUCUCUGGCCUGAUCAAUGCGGCGGCUCUAUGGUGUCUUUUUGCGAUCGCAAACCUGACCGCGAUCAUGACCGCCAGCUCACAGAUGUGGAAAGCAGGCUCGAGCAGACCGACAUCUACGACGAUAUGAAGAAGUACUGGCCAUCAUACCUCCCCACACCGGAACAUCCCAACAACAACAAGUUCUGGUAUAAGGAGUGGAACAAGCAUGGAACUUGCAUCACGACUCUGGAGCCUAGAUGCGGUUACAACGAUGACCGAGAUCUGUAUGCAUACUUCAACACGACCCUGGCUCUCCGUAAAGAAUACAACAUUUACAACGCAUUAGAGAAGGCCGAUAUCACACCCAAACCAAGCUUCGGCAUGGAUCCCACAGAGGAGGACAUGUACUCUGUUGAUGCUAUACUCGCUGCUAUUGAGGAUGAAUGGCAUGUUAAGGGUUCCGUUUAUUGCAAAGAAGGACUGCCACUGGAGGUAAACGUUGCACAUAUUUUUGGAACAAUCGGAUGCAUUGACAUUGUUCAGAAAACUGACAGUCCCAACUUGAACCUUCCUGAUCGUGCAAAAUAG